AUGAGCGGCGUCUCAGUGUUGCAGCACUUCGAGGCGUACCAGAAGGCGCGCGUGACGUUCGUUCAGGCCGUCGCCGAAGCAGCCACAAGACCGCAGAAUAUCGAGGUCAUGCAGAACGCGGGAGUCAUGCAGCUUCUCCGGCCCCUGCUCCUCGAUAACGUGAGAGAGAUCGACGCGGUGCAUUCGCUUGCACUGAGCCAAAGCGUGCCUAGCAUCCAGCAGUCGGCCGCCUUGGCGCUAGGCCGCCUGGCCAACUACAGCGACGACCUCGCCGAAGCGGUGGUCGGAAACGAGAUACUUCCUCAACUGGUGUACUCUCUCUCUGAGCAGAACAGGUUUUACAAGAAGGCCGCGGCGUUCGUUCUCCGGGCGGUGGCAAAGCACUCGCCUGACUUGGCGCAAGCUGUGGUGGAUUCGGGGGCACUAGACGCCCUCGUCCCAUGCCUCGAGGAGUUCGACCCAACCGUCAAGGAGGCGGCGGCGUGGGCCAUCGGCUACAUUGCGCAGCACACAGCCGACCUCGCGCAGAACGUUCUCGACGCGGGAACCGUUCCUCUCCUGGUGCUGUGCAUCCAGGAGCCCGAGAUCACCCUCAAGCGCAUCUCCGCCUCGGCGAUGAGCGACGUCUGCAAGCACACGCCCGAGCUGGCGCAGGCGGUGGUGGAUGCCGGGGCCGUAGCGUACCUGUCCCCCCUCAUCAUGCACCCGGACUCCAAGCUGAAGCGCCAGGUGUGCUGCUGCCUGGGGCAAAUCGCGAAGCACUCCGUAGAUCUCGCAGAGGUGGUCGUCGAGGCCGAGGUCUUCCCCAACAUCCUCAAGUGUCUCAGGGAUUCCGACCUGUAUGUGCGCAAGAACGCCGCCACCUGCAUCCGUGAGAUCGCCAAGCACACCCCCGAGGGCAACGCCAAGCUGCCCGGCAUCAUGGCCGUGGGGUACAUCGCGGCGUUCAGCGAGACCUUGGCGCUGGCCGUCAUCGUGUCCAAGGGAGUUGCACCACUCAAAGACGCACUAGUCGCCGAGCCCGAGGACCACAUCAAGGCCGCUUCCGCGUGGUCGCUGGGGCAGAUCGGGCGGCACACGCCAGACCACGCCCGCGCGUUGGCGGAGGGCGACGUCUUGAGACACCUACUGGUAAGACGUGUGUCGAUGUAUAUAAUCACGAAGAGAUAA
Ectocarpus sp. CCAP 1310/34 is the source of this 1170-nucleotide messenger RNA. NCBI's taxonomy places the organism in Eukaryota, Phaeophyceae, Ectocarpales, Ectocarpaceae. The record is from the annotation of a GenBank genome assembly.